AUGAAGGCUGGCGGCAAGCUUUGUAAGAUCGUCGGCAUUGGUGUGAACUACACCAGCGAAGAUGAACCUCCCCAGAUGGCAGCAGUCCUGCAACUGUGCGUCGAUGAGCUCUGCUUGGUGUACCACAUCGCAGCGGCCACAAAAUGGCCCAAGCGCCUGAACGAGAUACUGCAGCAUGAGAGGUUGUUCACAUUUGCCGGUUUUAGCAUUGAAAGCGACAAAGAGAAGCUGAAGAUGUCUGGUUUGGAGAUCAACCCCAACAAGUUCAUCGACAUUCAACACCUAUGGAGAGUUCCAUACACCGGAAAAGAGUACGACUCCUUGACUGAUGUUGCAACCAACGUCAUCCACCCAUUCUACAAAGGCAUGAAGAAGAACAUCGACACGCAGGAAGACCACAAACUAUGGGGGAUCAGCCCGCUGCCAAACAACCUCAUCGAGUACACAGGAGUAGAUGCGUACGCCGCGUACAAGUCAUGGAACAUGAUCGACUACAUCACAGAUGGUUGGGAAUUUGCAAAAGAGCGGGAGGCUGACAACUACUACGACUGCCCCUUUUGCCCCUUUUAG
Aegilops tauschii subsp. strangulata is the source of this 570-nucleotide messenger RNA. RefSeq lists its product as uncharacterized. Gene Ontology annotation, molecular function: nucleic acid binding; 3'-5' exonuclease activity. Lineage: Eukaryota; Viridiplantae; Streptophyta; Magnoliopsida; Poales; Poaceae. Gene Ontology annotation, cellular component: nucleus; cytoplasm. The record is from RefSeq and is a predicted model, not a curated record.